Fraxinus pennsylvanica is the source of this 1083-nucleotide messenger RNA. NCBI's taxonomy places the organism in Eukaryota, Viridiplantae, Streptophyta, Magnoliopsida, Lamiales, Oleaceae. The record is from the annotation of a GenBank genome assembly.
AUGAGAGACUUUGCUUCUUGUUUUAGUGAAUAUACAGUUCAGGUAUCUGAUACUUCAUGUUCUAGUUAUUCAAAAAAUUCUUGCACGUCUCCUGGCCUGAUCCCUUCAAUUCAAAAUGCAGUCACAUGUCUCUACAGAACAAUUCUCUCUACUCAGAAGCAAUUCUUGAUCUCAGCCACAUGGUACAAGAAUAAUAUUUCUCAAGGCCUAAAUAUUACCUUUGGUAAUGAUCCAUCAACUGCCAUUAAACUCAACUCCAAUUUGAGGUUAUUCAGAAAGCUUAAAGGCAGUAAAUCCCUUGAAUUCGACAACUCAAAAAUUGAAGUUUUCUGGGAUUUUUCAACAGCCAGAUACCACACAGGUCCUGAACCCGUUGAUGGAUAUUAUGUUUUUCUCACUGUUGAUUCUGAACUCGGCUUAAUUCUUGGUGAUAUGGGUGAAGAAGCAUCAAUAAAAAAGCUCAACUCCGGUACUCAAAUGGCUAAAUUCUCUUUAGUUUCUCGGCAAGAACAUAUUUCUGGCAGCUCCCUAUAUUCAACCAAGGCUAAAUUUUGUGAAAACGGCGCUGCUCAUGAUAUUUCGAUACGUUGCAGUGGAGAAAACGAAGGCCUAAAGCAUUCGGUUCUAACAGUUUGUAUUGAUAAGAAGAUGGUGAUUCGUGUAAAGAGGCUACAAUGGAAUUUUAGAGGAAAUCAGAUUAUUUUUCUUGAUGGUUUGCUUGUCGAUCUCUUGUGGGAUGUUCAUGAUUGGUUUUUCAAUCCUGCAGCCUCAGGUUAUGCAGUGUUUUUGUUCAGAACAAGAAGUGGAAUGGGUAGCAGAUUGUGGUUAGAAGAGAAAUUGGAUGAAGAAAAAGAUGAAUUCUCAUUAAUGAUCUACGCCUAUCCAGCUCCACUGCCCUUCUUCUCCGACUCCGCAGUAGCUCCAACUCCUCCAUCGACUUCUCCACUCGAAGAUCCAGCUCCACUGCCCUUCUUCUCCGACUCCGCAGCAGCCCCAACUCCUACAGUCUCCGACUUCGAAGCUGCAGCUGCAGCCCAUCUCCUCCAAGCUCUAGGUCCGCCUCAGCUAGCCUCUGAAAUCUGA